AUGGGCGCAGCCAAUGUCGAAUACAUUCGCCUUCUGCAUCGCGUGGUGGUGUUCUUCAUCGCGCUGUGGUACGUGUCCAUCUCGAUCCAAGCAUUCCUGGCUUCCGUUUCGGUGUUGCGUGGCUUGGAGACAAAAGACAUGGGAAUCACGGUACAUGAGUCCACGCUCAUUGUCGACUACGCUGGAGAAGGAGCCAUCACCGACAGUCCAUUAGUUCAAAAUGUGCUGAAAGGAUCGACAACUUUACGGAACGAUUCAAUUUACCUCUUGACAAACAGUACUCACUCUUUUACCUCGUGUACCGCAAGCGAUGAUUUCGAUACUACGGUUUAUGGCGAUACAUUCAUGCGGUUCCUGUAUAAUUCACUUCAGAAACACGCGGUGGAUGAUCUCGCGUACAUUUCAGACCUCGAAUUAAUCGCUCCUGUUGUUGACUGUACGUUCGAUUUACUAGUUUCAUCCGACGAAUCCGUGACACAAUUGCGCAUGUAUUUUUUAACUCGACAGAAGAGUAAAAUUACCGAGUCGGUCUUGGUAUCAGCUUUAAUAUCUACCCAGGACUUCCAAGUGGUUCAACAGUACCAGAGUGGGGCUGCUUUACUCGUUACAGUCGCUCCUAUCAACGACAUGCAAGCCGCCGACGUGAAUCAUAGCUUUGCCAUUGCCUUCAACUAUCCGUACGAAUCCGAACCGCACAUCACUAGCAGCGAGUUGCUAACUACCGAUAGUGAAAACUAUUGGGUGUUUAAGAAUUUCCCCCCGCCAAACAGUAUUGAUACCGUGAAGGAGGUGCGUACAGCUUACCGCUUUGGCAGCUACAUCGAUGAUUCCAUCGCUCAAUCGAAUAUUGAGACGGUGGUUUGGAAUCUCCCCAAAGAUCCAGUGUCCGAAUUGAGGAAUUGGGAAUGGCAUUCUUCGGCUUCUCUACGUGAUUCGUGGGCCUGGACACACAGUAUUCAUGGCAUCUUCGCUGUCAUUAUCCUAUUUGAUCUCAGUGUUCUGUUCUUCGUGGUUUAUCAUCGAUUCCGUGCGGGAAGUUUCUGGGUGGGGGACGCCUUUGCUACCAUUUCCAACUCGUUACUUUACCGUGGAGUUUUAAUCUUUGCAUCUAACCAUCUUAACGGAUACUGGACGCUUACGGAAUUCUGUUUAGCUAUUGGGAACGAGCUCGGAGAUCGACGAUCCAUCCACUACCGUCCGGAACUGGUUCACGCCGAUUUGUUGACUUUCUUCUUAAAUAUUUCGAGUGUGUUAAGUUACGUUUUUCGCGAAAGAAUCGACCCGGUGGUGGCGUUCGCUGCGUUUGAGUGCAGUUUCACGUACCGUGUUGAACUCGUGGAUGCGUCGGCCACUUUAAGAACAAUUAUCGUGGACUUCGCAGAGACGGAUUACUGGAGCGGACUCAUUACGGUGAGUCCGUUCCUCGCUAAAUUGUCCCCUAUGAAAUUUUGGACUGUGCAUGGCAUCGAAACGGACCGUAAGGUUGUUGUUAUAUGCACUGUGAUUGCCAUGUUUGCAACGAUGGUGUGGCUCGUGGUCUACAUGUGUGCUCGAAAGUAUUUCCGACGCGUGCAGAGCAAAAGAGGAGGCAAAGCAAAGAUGUACGCUGCUGAACGGAAAUCCAUGAAUAGUGAAGUGAAACAGCUCACCUCGUUUGAGACAGCCACGGGAUCUGCGUUAAGUAAACGGUAUGGGGUGAUCUCAGGCUACGAUAACUAUCUCGUUCAAGACAACAAAAUCUAUGCCUCUAUCGACGCGGUCUACGGUAACGGGUACCUUAUCGCCAACAACAAGUUCCUGGUGGCAACGGAGGAUAUGUUGUCCCUUCUGGUCAUGAAGAUCACUCGCGUCCGCUUCACGAAUAUCUAUGUGUAUUCGAUCCUGGAGGAUGGAGGAGUCAAGCAGACAGCAGAACUUGUGUACCCGACUACCAUUUCGUGGGGUGAUCUUGCUCACUUGGGCGUAGCAAAGCUUGCAUAG
Molecule: messenger RNA, 1980 nt
Organism: Phytophthora nicotianae INRA-310
Lineage: Eukaryota; Oomycota; Peronosporomycetes; Peronosporales; Peronosporaceae
Exons: 1
Coding region: 1-1980 (659 amino acids)
Source: RefSeq, a predicted model, not a curated record